Aspergillus thermomutatus is the source of this 1467-nucleotide messenger RNA. RefSeq names its product FAD-binding oxidoreductase. The record is from RefSeq and is a predicted model, not a curated record. The transcript has 4 exons. Gene Ontology annotation, molecular function: FAD binding. Lineage: Eukaryota; Fungi; Ascomycota; Eurotiomycetes; Eurotiales; Aspergillaceae. The coding region runs from base 1 to 1467 and encodes 488 amino acids.
AUGGAUGUUGGGAGCAUUCUAUUUGCUAUCGUCCUUCUACCCUCAUUUGCACUUGCAACAUCCAGUUGCUGUCAGGCUUUGACGACUAUCUUGGGCACCAAGGUCUCAUAUCCGAAUAGCACGGCAUAUGAGUCAUCGGUCACUUCGUACUGGUCCCAGCAGGAGCAGCUGAUAAGCCCCUCGUGCGUUUUGUCAGCGACCUCCGCUCAGGAUGUUUCCACAGCGCUGCGGGUUCUUGUUCCCAAGUCCUGCAAGUUUGCAGUUCGCAGCGGUGGUCAUGGAGCAAUUGCUGGGAUUGCGAACAUUCAAGACGGCGUGACUAUUGACCUAAGUGCUUUGAACUGGAUUGUUCCCUCCGCGGACAAAAGUCUUGUGUCAGUCGGGCCUGGACAGCGAUGGGGAGGGGUGUAUGCAGCCCUCGACACUAUCGGAGUGUCUGUACCAGGAGGCAGAGAUAGUCCCGUUGGAGUGGGAGGGACUACUUUGGGUGGUGGCUUCGGCUACUUUGCGACCCAGGUUGGUUUUGCCUGUGACAACGUUGUCGCGUAUCAGGUUGUCCUCGCGAAUGGCAGGAUUGUCAACGCGACGAAGGACAAUGAUCACGAUCUGUGGCUGGCCCUGAAAGGAGGAUCAAGCAAUUUCGGGAUUGUGACCAACUUUGUCUUCAGGACGUUUCCACUCGGUGAAAUAUGGGGAGGGGACAUUUACUACCCAGUGAGCACACUUGACAAACAGCUGGAGGCAUUUUAUCGGUUCACAUCCGAUCCCCACUACGAUGUCAGAGCUGGGUUCAUUCACAACUUCGCCUUCACCCCGGCCACGGGUCCUUUACUGAUGAACCAAUUUGCGUACGCGAGUCCCGAGGAGAAUCCAGCCACUUUCAGACAGUUCACCUCUAUCCAGCCUCAGAUGAUGAAUAAUACUCAAGUGUCAUCACUGGAAGCUCUCUCGGUCAGGGCAGGUUCGGUGUCACCGAACUCACGUCAACAAAUCACGUUCGGAGUCACCUUUGAGAACGAUCUUGGCGUGCUGAAGCGAGUCUUUGAAAUAUGGAAUGCGAGCACCGCCGAAGUAUCGGCUAUUCCCAGCAUCCAGUGGACCAUUAGCCUUGAGCCCAUUGUCCCCGCCAUAGCAUAUCAGAGUGCGAUCAAAGGUGGAAAUGUCCUGGGGUUAACAGUACCCCGGCAAGGGCUCGUCCUGGCACUGUUAUCUGCCACAUUCAACCAUUCGCGGGAGUAUCCCAUCGUCAGUGCGGCGGCCGAGCGACUUUCCAACAAUAUCAUCAGCGCCGCGAAGGCAGCUCGCGCCUACAAUCCUUAUAUUGACCUCAACCAUGCUGCAUCCUGGCAGGAUCCUAUCGCGAGCUACAGGGAUGGAUGGGAAGAUUUUCUGCGGCGGACCGCAAGAAGAUAUGACCCUCAAGGCGUCUUCCAACAUCUGUGUCCGGGAGGAUUCAAAGUCAAUUGA